CAUGCAACCGAGCUAUCAAAGCCGGAGGAGCCAUCAUUAUCGGACAUCCCAAUUCCGGAGGAGCCUGCGCAGAUGCCAGAACCCCCCAAGGUAGAAGAGCACACGCAGCUAGAACAGCCUCUGGAGUCAGAAAAAUCUCUGGAACCUGAAAAGCUCGCAAAAACAGAAGAGACCAUCGAGCCUGAAGAGGUUGCGCAGACGGAAUCGAUAUCUCAAGAGCCCUUGACGCCAAAAGAGCCCGUGCAUGUUGAAGAACCUUCGCAACCAGAGGAAUCUUUGCAGCCACCUCCAAAACCAGAUGAUGCCGCGCUACUGGAAUCUACACAGCUAGCAGAGCCUGUCCAACUAGCCAAUGAACCGCCCGUCGUUCUGGAUGAGCCCGAAAUCGUAUCGCCGAAGAAAUCCAAGAAGGACAAAAAGAAAAAGAAGAAGGCUAGUCAGGCUGAGCCGGAACCCACACCGGAGGGCUCCCGAUCGACUGAAGAGCCUCAAGCACAAGCGAGGACAUUAACAGAAGAGCCUGUGGAGCAAGAAGCCGCCCAAGACAUUCCAGUUCCAUCCGAAAGCCUCCCUGUUGCAGAGGAUCUUGCAACUGCUCCAAAAGACGACAAGGUCCCAGAAGACGUUCCGUCCUCUCCCGUGAGCAAAAAGUCGAAGAAAAAGAAGAAGCGAGCUAGUAAAGUUGAACCGGAGCUUGAACCAGAAAUUACACCUAUGUUAGAGGAAGCCACCGUGCAGUCAUCGUCCCUUGAACAGACCCAGGAACCUCAACAAGUUGACAGUCAGCCAGCUGCCGACGAUGCGGUGCCCACAACAGAUGUUCCCAUUUUGGAAGAGGUCGCCCCCGAGGUCCCUACGGGAGGAGAAUCCGAGGAAAAGAACCGAACAAAUGAGGUCGACGAAAAACUUCACCCGGAGACCUCCAUUCCUUUGGAACCUCAGGAAGAGCGCACACCCAUCGAUGAGUCCCUAACCCAGGAAGUCGUGGAGCUACCUAGCAGCCAACCCAAGGCUGAAGAGCCCGUAGUCACUAUAGAGGAGAAUCCCGAAGAAGCCGCCCCUAAGGCUACCUACAGCAAGAAAUCUAAAAAAGAGAAGCGCAAGGCAAAACAAGCAGCUUUGGCCGCCGAGGCCGAACUUGGACAAGGUUCACAGCUUGAUACUGAAUCUGCAACCCCCGAGGCGGCACCAGGUCACACAGAGCAGCCCGCAGAGCCGGUGACUACCAUCGCGGAGGCAGAAAGCAUCCCAGCGAUAGACAAAACACCAGAGGAUGUCGAGGAGAAGGACCUGCAGCCGCCAGCAGUAGAUGAAUCAACUCCUCAACUAGACCAAGGUCGCACCAUAGUUCCCGUUCAAGAGCACGAAGAGAAACUCACCGAGCCCUUGGAUCAAGAACAAAUCGCGAUCCCAAACGUCGCGCAAGAACCGGAUAUGUCUCAAACAGAGAACGUAGUCGAAGACUCACCUACGGACAACAUUACUAGCGCUCCAACCAAGAUUGUUGAAGGGUCAGUAGAGGAUUUGCUUCAAUCUCCUUCCAAAGAUAUUGAGGAAAACGACAAGGAGAUCGUUGCUAUUGAUGUUCCUCUGGAGCCAAGCACCGAGGAGAUCGCAGAUUCCAAACUACAAACCGAAAGCCUACCAGAUACGAAGCAGGAUGAGGUGGUAGCCAGUGAACAACCCAUUGUAGUAGAAGAACAGUUACCAGCGGAACCCAAGGACCUCACAGAACUCAGAAAGCUUCCCGAGACGAGCAAUACCGAGCAACAAGAACAGAUACCCACCGAUCAAGAAGUCGAGUCUGAGGUUGUGCUACCAAAGGAACCAGAGCCUGAACCUUCUUCCCCGGUUUCACGGAAGAAGUCAAAGAAGAACAAGAAAAAGAAACCAGGCGCUAAACCAGAGCCGGAGCCAGCUUCGGGUACCCGAACGCCGUUGAAUCGGGAAUUUAGUGAGACUAUUACAAGCGAGCCUAUGACUCAGGAGCCAGAGAGCAUCAUAGCGAACGAGGGUGAGUGGCCAGAAUCCCCGACGAUAUCCAAGAAAAACCAGAAACACCGCAAAGCGUCGGGCACUUCUACUCCUCUGGAGUCCAUGGAAGAUAUAGCACACGCUCCUUCGGAUACAAUUAAAGAAGAGAACAUCCCUGAAAACCCGACUCCGGAAGAGAUUCUAGAAGUCGAAGGGCAAAGCUCUAAAUCAAAGGAAAUCCAGGAACAGGAAAUCCUCUCCAAGUCGGCCCCCCAAGAUCAAAAUACUGAGGAUGUCAAUAUCAGUCACUCUACCAAAGAGAAUGUAGCAAUUUCGGAGAACGAUCAAGUAACCUCAUCUGCACUUACAGAGGACGAGCAACUUGCACAGAACGAUGAAGUGCCCGCGAUACCUACGACACCUACGAUACCCACGAGCGAGCCCGUACAAGAAAAUCCUGUUCACGUCGAAUCCUCGAUGCUAACAUCCCCACCUCGAACUCCUAUAACUACCGCGCCACCUGCGAUCGAUGUCGACCUUUCGCCUGCCCAAUUAAGUAGUCACGUAGAACACGACCGCCCAUUCGAUCAGUCAUUGCAACCAGGCAAGAAGGCUAGAACCCGCUUGUCUAGUGAUGCAACGAUGAUUCCCGAGCCCCUUUCAGCCCAAGCCGAUGUUCCACCCCAAAUCGUCGAGAGUUCGACCCACGAAGUCCCCGAAAUCUCCGAACCCAUACAAAUUACGGAAGACCAUGCAACCAAAACCGAAGACAAUAUUGCCGCUCCGCAAGAUGUUACCCCCGCUCGAGAGAUCGCAGCCUCGUAUCUCGAAGCCAAACCCUUUUCAAUAGGCGAAGAAUAUGGCACUGCUGAAGGGAACAAAACUACCAAAUUGAUUGGUACCUCUGGUCUACUUCCAGAAAUCACGCCGCAAAGAGAGAUUGCCGUUUCAUACUUUGAAGGAUACCAUCCAAUUGCGAUUCCGAGCGAAGAUAAAAUGCUGGAAGACAAGAUUAAAGAAGAUACAUUUGCUUCGGCGUUUGCAUCGGGCAGAGACACUCCUGUCUCUCACCUAGAGUCACAAACUGGUCAGAUAGUCCCAGAGCCGGUGGAAGAAAAGACACAAUCAGUGGAACUUGAAGAAAGUAAACUACCAAGCCACAUCCAAGAUGCAGCCCCAUCGGCACGCGAAGUCGCUGCAGACAUUAUGGAAUCCCGCCCUAAAUUAUCCAAGAAAAAGGAGACGCCUAAAGACGAAGACUUAACAAUUACUGAGGUUGAUCCCGUCCUUUCUCCAACAAAGGCGUCGACACCUAGAAAGGGCAAAAAGGGAACGAAACAGAAGUCUCUAGAGAAGAGAAUAGAAGAUACGGACGAUGUAUCCGACGACGCGGCGCUCUGGAAAAGCUCCGAGGGCAAACCGUUGGAAGGCGCCCGACUAGACGCCGAACUCAGCGACUCUCCGAUCGGACCAAGCACGGAGGUAGAAAAUCAGAACAAAGCACCACCCUCCGAUCCGAUGGACAUAGAACCAUCAAGAAAUCCAUCGGUACAAGAAAGUGUCACUGAAACUGUCGAGAGUCCAAUAGUAGGAAGAGAAGUCAAACGUGAUCUACCAAAAGUUCGCGACACUGGUCACGAUAAUCCACCAUUAAGAGAACUACCAACUACCGAAAUCAUCGAAAAAUUAGAUGAUUUGGACACGUCAGAACGGGCAAUCGAGUCUUCCGAACCGACAAAAGAACAGAAAGUUGAGGACGAUUUAUUCAAGUCUUUAAGUCCGAGACCUUCAACACAAGAUUACUUGAGUCCCGGCCGGGCUUCUCCACGUGUUCUUGCCCCAGUAGAAGAGGAGACGCACGAAGAGCUAGAAAAGGAACAAAAAAGUCAAGAACUGGAUACUAGUGACCAGGGCUCCAUCAUUAUAGAUCCCAACAGAGACAGUGGGUUUGUAACGGAUUCACCAAAUCCCAUGCGGCGUAGUUUCGUGGACGACCUCAACUUGCGGGAUAGCGGUGUGCAUCUGCACGAUACCCACGAAAGCACACCCCAGAAAAAAGCAGCACUAACGGAAGAGGAACGCGCCACCGUUCAUACUCCUCUGCCCAAUGAGAAACGAAGUAAAAAACUGGGGUUGUUGCAAAGCGAGACACCAAAACUGGAGACACCCAAAGCUCCAAGCUUAGAAGAAGAGCUGCGAAAAUUGACGGAUCCCAAAAAACCACGAUCCGUGGGACAGCGAAGUGUAUCGGAGAAUAUAAGUCGGGGCUCAACACCGCGAACGGAGGGUCAACCGAUUCAGCCGAGACGAUCUGCGUCUAAUACGAGCAUUUCGAGGUUGAGAACACCGGAGCCUCUGCAGUUUCGGCCUGAAAGUCCAGGCAGCUAUUCUAGGAUCCGCUCAGGCACCAACACGCCCCCGCUCAGACGCGUGGGCAAGCGAAUGAGCGGUGACCUUAGAUCGCUCAGUUCCAACCUCUCCAACGAUUCCAAUGGUAACCCAUCAAGAGAAAAUCUCCACCAGCCUAGCACCACACCUGUAGCUAACGAAGGCCGUGUCCGAGCCAAGGACAUGACCGACGUAUAUGAUGGCUAUGGCGAGGGCCGUAUUGGCUCCCCACGGUCGCCAACGAGGCCACUAAGUAGUAUGCGCCGUCGACAGAGCAUGCAAGUAUUAGAACUCGAAUCGAGAGUGGAACAAUUGGUAGCAGAAAAUCGCGCGCUUACCGACGCGAAAUCCCAAGCGGAGCGAAACCUCAAUCAACACGCAGUCUCCGCCAUCACUGAACGGGAUGCCGAAAUCGAAAGUCUCAAGGCAUCACUCGAAUGGCUACGUAAAGAAGUAACACGAUUGACUGAAGUCAACGAGGGCCUCCACAGCGCCAACAAUGUCCUCGCCCUUCAACACAAUGAAAAAUACGGCCGUCUCGAAUCACAACAUGCAUCCGCAUCCAAAGAACUCGAAGAGCAUCGCUUCGCUCGUGGUCAAUACACAAAAACAUUACAAGAGAAAGACGCCGAAAUUCAAGAACUACGCGCCCAACUCGAAGCGACCAAAGAGCAAGUCAGGGAAAUGCAACGACAAAUUCUCGCCCAAAAACCACCCGACGCCGAUUUCCUCCGCCUUAAAGACGAGGAUCACUUCGAUCAUCGGUGCCAACAGUUGUGUUCACACGUGCAACAAUGGGUCCUUCGCUUCUCCAAGUUCUCUGAUAUGCGUGCUUGUCGAUUGACAAGCGAAAUCAAUGAUGAGAAGAUCAUCGACCGAUUAGACAACUCAGUACUCGAUGGCUCGGACGUCGAUGACUAUCUUAGCGACCGAGUAAGGCGGCGAGAUAUUUUCAUGUCAAUGACUAUGAACAUGAUCUGGGAGUUUGUUUUCACGCGAUACCUCUUCGGUAUGGAUCGAGAGCAACGACAAAAACUCAAGUCCCUCGAAAAACUUUUACAAGACGUGGGACCGCCACACGCUGUCCGCCAAUGGCGUGCUGUGACUUUAACACUACUGUCUAGAAGACCAGCCUUCGGCGAUCAACGAAACCAGGACACCGAAGCCGUUGUACAAGCCGUCUUCCAGACAUUAUCCAUGAUUCUACCACCACCUUCCAACAUGGAGUCACAAAUCCAAUCACAACUUCGCCGUGUCAUGCGCGAGGCAGUCGACCUCUCCGUCGAAAUGCGAACACAAAAAGCCGAAUACAUGAUGCUGCCACCGCUGCAGCCUGAAUACGACGCCGACGGCGAACUAGCACGUACCGUUUCCUUCAACGCUGCGCUCAUGAAUGAACGGUCGGGCGAUAACAUCAGCAACGACGAGUACGAGGCUCAAGGUGCCGUUGUACGCACAGUACUCUUCCCUCUUGUCGUCAAGAAGGGCGAUGACAAUGGUGUUGGCGAUGAAGAGAUCGUCAUCUGCCCGGCUCAAGUUCUCGUCGCGAAGCCUCCGCGCCACGCCACCGUCCGUAUGGUCACCCCAUCCUCCGAAGCUGGUGGCGUCCCACUAUCUCGAGGCGCCACGCCUUCCGUCUCCGCACGCGGUGCACAAAGCACCGUCAGCCUACAAAUGACGGACGCUCCUCUCCCAAUCCCAACGCCUCCGCACGAGGAUCAGUACCGCUAGAAGACGAAACAGACCUCGCGGACACAUAAAACGGGCGAUACCAGGGACAAGGGAAAAGAAAAGAAACAUAAGUAAUUGUAAUAAAAGGCCAGGCCAGGCAGGGGAAGAAGACACAGGCCAGAUGUUGAUGAAUACAAUACGCGCGCACUAAUGGAGGGGGCGGGGAAGCAUGUUACAAAUUUCCCUUUUAUUCUUGUUUUUUCUUUGGCUCGUCAUAAAAAAGAGAGAUACGGACUUGGGGUCUCGUUCUGGAAUUUGGUGAUACCUGGCCGGCGUUACUUGCAUUGGUUUUUGUUUCCAAGGAGCAUGUCCCUCAUACCGCCACCAUUUUCACAUAUACAUCGCAUCUCAUCUAUCCGCAUAACCUCAUAACCUCGAGGGCGUUUCUGCUUGGAAUUCCUCUCAUGUUUCAAAAGGGAAACGGAAGUACGGAAUGUUAUAACGAUGUCAUGACCUAGGAAAUUUUUUCUCUCCGACUCAAGAUUUUCCCUUUUUUACUAUUCCCUUCGACGAUAUGUAGUUACUCAGAAUCAGAAUUUUAUAUUGUUACAAUAA
Hypoxylon trugodes is the source of this 6648-nucleotide messenger RNA. RefSeq lists its product as uncharacterized. The record is from RefSeq and is a predicted model, not a curated record. NCBI's taxonomy places the organism in Eukaryota, Fungi, Ascomycota, Sordariomycetes, Xylariales, Hypoxylaceae. Bases 73 to 6093 code for a protein of 2006 amino acids. The transcript is spliced from 2 exons.